GUGGAUUUCGGAGGAGUGGAGCGCAGCAGCUUCCUGGAUGGAAACGAAACGCAGGAGCGGAGCUGACACAACAGCAGCGCACGCCAACAGCACACUAACAACGCGCACAGCACGCACAGGCCAGACGAAACAGGAGCAAACAGGACGUAAAACUCGAUCGCGUCUCCUCUGCAGUCUCGGCCCGGGCCGUGACUGUGGGACAAAGGCGGUGUCGGGGCGGCCGCAGUGGCAUUAGGCGUUGACAGCAGGUUAUUAUUACAGCAGCAGCAGACUGUUUCAACACAUGUGUCUGUGCCACAGAAACAAGAGCACUGCGGCUGCGGAUCCCGACUCGAGCUGCUCCUUCACCCACUUGGUCCACAGGUAAGGAACAUGGAGGCUCAUCUCCACCCGCAGCAGAAGGGCUAAGAGUAGCCUGAUCCCUUCUCCCCCCGUACCUCUCUCACCGUCUGCCCCGUCCCACCAUGGACAGCGGGAGUCCCGCCUCGGACCAGGAAGCUCGGGAUGCGACUCUGGACACACCUGAGGCUGCCUCCGACCCCCAGCCGGAGCCUGGGGUCUUCUGCAAGCUGUGCCUCAGCGAUCAGCCGUCUGCAGCCACCAGGGAGCUGCAGAGCUGCAAAUGCAUCUACUGCACAGCGUGUUUGCAGCAGUAUGUCCACUUAGCCAUAAUGGAGGGCGGGGGGACACCCAUCACCUGCCCAGAUAUGGCCUGCCAAAAGUCUGGAGUGCUACUGGACUCUGAGAUUGCUAGCCUGGCUGCGGGGGAUCAGGCGGAGCUGUACCAGCGUCUGAAGUUUGAGAGAGGAGUGAAGCUGGACCCCAGUAAAGCGUGGUGCCCUGUACUUGAAUGUCAGGCAGUGUGCACUGUGAUGCCGAGCACCGAGGGCCACCCCGCCGCUGUGCCCUGCCCGACCUGUCACGCCGUCUUCUGUUCCGGCUGCAGGGGGCCCUGGCAGGACGGCCACACCUGCCCCACGCGCCAGCCCAUAAUGCUAUCGUCGCCCUUUCACGAAAGCAGGGCCCGCUCCGACAGUGGCUCCGACAUGCCCAUCAAGCAGUGCCCCAUGUGUGGCAUCUACAUCGAGAGGAACCAGGGCUGUGCGCAGAUGCUGUGUAAGAGCUGCAAACACACCUUCUGCUGGUACUGUCUGCAGAACCUGGAUGGUGAUAUCUUCCUGAGACAUUACGAUAAGGGGCCAUGCAGAAACAAGCUGGGACACUCCAGGGCCUCUGUCAUGUGGAACAGGACACAGGUGGUGGGUAUCCUGGUGGGGGUCAGCAUCAUCGUGCUGGUGACGUCUCCGUUCCUGCUGCUGGCCUCGCCCUGCAUCCUGUGCUGUGUGUGCAAGCCAUGCAAAGGGAAGAAGAGCAAGAAGAAGACGAAGAGAAAGAACGACCUCAGCCAGAAAGACCCCGCCACAUAAUAGCAGCACCCCGCUUUCAUCUGCUUACCCAGGAUCACCCCACUAACUCCAUGAAAGCCAAGGAAACUGCAAGUGCUGCAUGGUGGGAAAAAUAAAUAAAAACUCACGAAGCGAUGGAAUAUUUUUUUUUUUUGUUGUUGUUGUUGUUUCUCGACGGAGAGGAUCAUCAGGAUCAACAAGCGCGGACUUUGAUCUUAAGCCUCAGUGAGAAUUACAAGAGAAGGUUUUCUUUAUAUGGUGGAAGUGUAAAUAUGUGGAGAAUGAAUGUAUGUCACUCGCCUAGCUAGUUUUCAAAGGCACAACAGGUAGUAAGUAAAAUGUUUUCCUCAACAGGGCUCUUUAACACACACACACACACAUGCGGUUCUAAGUGCGACGCCACCCUCAUGUGCCAAACGUCAUGAUGCCAAACCCGAGGUGUUAGGUGCUCAAGUGCCUCGCUCUACUGUGCCUGGUGCUUGGUUCGAUUUGUUUUGCCUUCCAUUCUGUCCUUAUCUUAUGCAAAACGUUGUAGCGCUAUGAAAAUGGACAACCGUCGGGAUCGCACAGGGUUGCGGAUCGCUCAGCAAUGCAAAACAUUUCUUUGACAAUGGGCGACGGCAAGAGGCAUCACGUGUGCACUCUGUACUCUGUGAAGAUAAGAAACAUGAUAGGGCUUCAAUGGUGCACAGAGAACUCUUCUUCUGUUUGUUGUUUCCACCUGGCCUAUGUUUCAGACCAAAGGCUCUAAAGGAUAAUGUGUACUUUUCUAAAGUGUAUUAUUGUGUAUUCAUGAGUUUGUGCGUGUGUGUGUGUAUGGUGUCAUUUCUACCUUUGGGUUGUUGUUUCAGCAUUAGAUAUUUUAUAAAAGCGCCAUUACAAAUGAAAAUAAACAUACUGUACUGAACGUG
Mugil cephalus (flathead mullet) is the source of this 2317-nucleotide messenger RNA. It is a transcript of the gene rnf144b, whose product is annotated as ring finger protein 144B. Lineage: Eukaryota; Metazoa; Chordata; Actinopteri; Mugiliformes; Mugilidae. The transcript has 8 exons. Gene Ontology annotation, biological process: positive regulation of proteasomal ubiquitin-dependent protein catabolic process; ubiquitin-dependent protein catabolic process; protein polyubiquitination. The coding region runs from base 465 to 1427 and encodes 320 amino acids. Gene Ontology annotation, cellular component: mitochondrial membrane; cytoplasm; ubiquitin ligase complex. Gene Ontology annotation, molecular function: ubiquitin conjugating enzyme binding; ubiquitin protein ligase activity; zinc ion binding. The record is from RefSeq and is a predicted model, not a curated record.